Molecule: messenger RNA, 1643 nt
Organism: Ceratotherium simum simum (southern white rhinoceros)
Lineage: Eukaryota; Metazoa; Chordata; Mammalia; Perissodactyla; Rhinocerotidae
Gene: EMX1
Product: empty spiracles homeobox 1
Biological process (GO): brain development; central nervous system development; regulation of transcription by RNA polymerase II
Cellular component (GO): nucleus
Molecular function (GO): RNA polymerase II cis-regulatory region sequence-specific DNA binding; DNA-binding transcription factor activity, RNA polymerase II-specific
Source: RefSeq, a predicted model, not a curated record
AGGUGAGCGGCGGCCAAUGGGCGAGCGCGGGGCAGGUGCCCGCUAACUCUCGCCGCACGGCGAGGCGGCCGGGGUCGGGCUGGGCAGUGCUGGGAGGACCGGGGGCGGGGGUCGGUCCCGGCUGGACUCGAAAGGGAAGCGGCCGGGCUCAGCCCCCAGGCCGUAGAGGUAGCUCGCAGCAUCGCACAGAACCCGCGCCCGUGCCCGCGCCGGGAGCUGCCCGCUCGGCCGCAGAGGCCGGCGUGCCUAGCUGCGCGCGGUGGCCGGACUCCGCGUUCGCUCGCUCGCAAGCCCCUCGCCGCUCCGCGCCAGGCUUGCCGGCAGGGGCUGAGCGCGGGCGGGCGGGCGGGGGAGGUGAGGGGCGCUAGUGUGUGUGCAUGUGCCUGGCUGGGUGCACACCCCGCACGGCGGCGGCGCCAGGACGCGGAGCGCUCCCCAGAGCCCGGCUGCCUCGCUCAGCUCUGGCGACCGCGACCAUGUUCCAGCCCACAGCCAAGCGCGGCUUUACCAUCGAGUCCUUGGUGGCCAAGGACGGUGGCGCCGGCGGGGGCACUGGCGGCGGGGGCGCGGGCUCCCAUCCCCUGGCGGCGGCCGCCUCAGAGGAGCCACUCCGGCCCACGGCACUAAAUUAUCCUCACCCCGGCGCGGCGGAGGCAGCCUUCGUGAGCGGCUUCCCGGCCGCCGCAGCUGCCGCCGCGGGCGCCGGACGCUCGCUCUACGGUGGGCCCGAGCUCGUGUUCCCCGAGGCCAUGAACCACCCUGCGCUGACCGUGCACCCGGCGCACCAGCUGGGCGCCUCCCCGCUGCAGCCCCCGCAUUCCUUCUUCGGCGCGCAGCACCGGGACCCUCUGCACUUCUACCCCUGGGUCCUGCGGAACCGCUUCUUCGGCCACCGCUUCCAGGCGAGCGACGUGCCCCAGGACGGGCUGCUUCUGCACGGCCCCUUCGCGCGCAAGCCCAAGCGGAUCCGCACGGCCUUCUCGCCCUCGCAGCUGCUGCGACUGGAGCGCGCCUUCGAGAAGAACCACUACGUGGUGGGCGCCGAGCGGAAGCAGCUGGCCGGCAGCCUCAGCCUCUCGGAGACGCAGGUGAAGGUGUGGUUCCAGAACCGGAGGACAAAGUACAAGCGGCAGAAGCUGGAGGAAGAGGGACCUGAGUCUGAGCAGAAGAAGAAGGGCUCCCACCACAUCAACCGGUGGCGCAUCGCCACGAAGCAGGCCAAUGGGGAGGACAUCGAUGUCACCUCCAAUGACUAGGGUGGGCAGCCACGAUCCCCUGAGGGCAGAGUGCUGCUCGCUCCUGGCCAGGCCCCCCCGUGGGCCCAGCUGGACUCUGGCCACUCCCCGGCCAGCGGCGGGGAGGCCUCAAGUCACAGCCCCCCGGGCUUGGAGCCUGGGGCCACCACCGGCAGAGGGACAAAAAUGGACUGGCUGAGGCCUGGACUGCUCGGCCUCCUCCUCGGAGAGCCUGCCUGCGUGCAGGCCGCCAUUACUGCAGCAUCCCAGCCCCUUUCCAUUUCUCUUUCUCCUUUUUGUCUUGAUGCAUUUCUGUUUAAUUUAUUUUCCAGACGCCCGCCGUAGUUCUUAGUGAGCCCCUUGUGUCUUCCUUCCCCAUGGGAAUAAUAAAGGUCUCUCUCUUAGUGA